Molecule: messenger RNA, 519 nt
Organism: Molossus molossus (Pallas's mastiff bat)
Lineage: Eukaryota; Metazoa; Chordata; Mammalia; Chiroptera; Molossidae
Product: cytochrome c oxidase assembly protein COX19
Exons: 3
Coding region: 39-308 (89 amino acids)
Biological process (GO): mitochondrial respiratory chain complex IV assembly
Cellular component (GO): mitochondrial intermembrane space
Source: RefSeq, a predicted model, not a curated record
GUGCGCGCGGCGCGGGCGGAGGCUCCGGCGCCGCCAUCAUGUCGACGGCCAUGAACUUCGGGGCCAAGAGCUUCCAGCCGCGGCCCCCGGACAAGGGCAGCUUCCCGCUGGACCACUUCGGGGAGUGCAGGAGCUUCCAGGAGAGGUUCAUGAAGUGUCUGCGGGACAACAAGUUCGAAAACGCCUUGUGCAGGCGCGAGUCCAAGGAGUACCUGGAGUGCAGGAUGGAGAGGCAACUGAUGGCACAAGAACCACUGGAAAAACUGGGGUUUGGAGACCUGAAGGGAACAAAAGCAGACGGACGCUAAAUUUCCACGGGAAGACGCUGUGCUGGUUGUCUAGGACGGAGCCGAUGGCACCAGCCUGUCACCCUGGCGGUCACUUCCAGGGUGGUGGGACUGAGAAGGGCCUCUGGGUGCCCUUGAAGCACCGUGCUGUGUGUGGCUCACAGCUGGGAGGUGGCCCAUCCUCUGCACGCCCAGAUUAUUCUGAGAAAUUAUAUUUCUUCUUAGAUUCUUA